Messenger RNA from Cottoperca gobio, 2311 nucleotides. Its product is annotated as UDP-glucuronosyltransferase 2C1-like. Lineage: Eukaryota; Metazoa; Chordata; Actinopteri; Perciformes; Bovichtidae. The transcript is spliced from 2 exons. Bases 346 to 1932 code for a protein of 528 amino acids. The record is from RefSeq and is a predicted model, not a curated record. Gene Ontology annotation, molecular function: UDP-glycosyltransferase activity.
GAUUUGAAAGGUUUUGAUUGUUCAUGUCUGAUUAUUCCUGGAGAAGCUAAAAUAUGUAUUCUGACUCAUUCAUUGCCCAAUUUGUGUUAUGUGUAGUCAGCCAUUUUCAGUCUUACACCUCCAACCACCAGGCGGUGCAUCUGUAUUUUGACAUAACUGAUGUAGAUGCAUUUAAGGAGGUCAUCGUAAUCAGCUUCAGGUGUUGCUGCUUUGUGUGGCGACACAACAGUUUCUGAACGUGCUCCUGCCUCGCAGAGCCACAGCCUUUGUUAAUGCUCAAUUUUGUGGUUAGGACUUUUUGUGGAGCAUUUGAAAAGGAAAUAUUUGACAAUACUGGAUCAGCAAAUGAAUACAAGAAUGUAUCGGCCCUGGAUCUGGAUCACUGUCUGCUUGCUCUGUGCAACAAUGAUUUAUGGUGGCAAAGUUCUUGUUUUUCCAGUGGACGGGAGUCACUGGGUAAAUAUGAAAGUCAUCAUUGAGGACCUACAUGCGAGGGGCCACCAGGUUUCUGUUGUGCGAACAUCAGAUAGCUGGUACAUCAAGGAAACCUCCCCAUUCUAUACUUCAAUUACACUCGAAACGGAGUCUGGAUUUGAUGAAGACACUCUAACUACGUUUGUGUCCCAUAUGCUGGAGAUCCAAAGGACAGGGAAGUCUGCCUGGAUGCUUUUUAAACUGGCAAUGGAAGAAGCACAAGAGACCGCUGAGCUGCAUAAGAAAACAAACAAAAUGCUUGAGCAGAUCUUUGAAAACAAAGAUUUUCUACGGUCGCUACAAGAUGCCAAAUAUGACCUCGUCCUUGCAGACCCUUUUAUACCAGUAGGUGUCAUACUUGCCCACUACCUAAAGCUGCCUCUUGUUCUUAAUGUCAGAUGGACCAGUCAAGGUGAAGGACAUUUUUCCAUUGCACCCUCUCCUCUUUCUUAUGUUCCACUGACGGGGACUGUGCUUUCAGAUAAAAUGAGCUUUCUUGAGAGGCUUCUGAAUGUAAUUGUGUUUUGCUUCACAGAAUAUCAAUUUACACAGCAUGUUUCACCAACAUAUAAGGGCUUAGUUGAUAAAUAUUUAGGUCCAGACAAAGACUUUGCAUCCUUGUUUCAAGCCGCAGACCUGUGGCUGAUGAGAGUGGACUUUGUGUUUGAGUUCCCUCGGCCCACCAUGCCUAAUGUUGUCUAUGUGGGAGGGUUCCAGUGUAAACCAGCAAAACCUCUUCCUGAACACCUGGAGGAGUUUGUGCAGAGUUCUGGAGAGCAUGGGUUCAUCAUCAUGUCUCUGGGGACUUUGAUUGGCGAGCUUCCCCAUGACCUAGCUGAUGAGAUCGCUGCUGCUUUUGCUAAAUUACCGCAGAAAGUCAUCUGGAGGCAUAAAGGUGACAGACCAGCCACUCUGGGCAACAACACUUUGCUAGUCGACUGGAUGCCACAGAAUGACCUUUUAGGACAUUCCAAGAUCAAACUGUUUGUGGCUCACGGAGGAACAAACGGAGUUCAAGAAGCUAUUUAUCACGGAGUUCCUAUUGUAGGACUUCCAUUGAUUUUGGAUCAGCCUGAUAAUCUACUUAGAAUUGAAGUAAGAGGAGCAGGGAAGAUAAUUGAUAUUUUUAGUAUGAAUGAAGACAUCUUCUUUCAGGGUAUUCAGGAAGUCCUGAAUGAGCCCUCCUACAGGAUGAACAUGCAGAGACUCUCCAGGCUGCACAGAGAUCAGCCGAUGAAGCCUCUGGAUACCGCCCUCUUCUGGAUAGAGUUUGUCAUGAGACACAAAGGUGCAGCUCACCUGAGGACAGAGUCCUACAGACUGCCCUGGUAUUCCUACCACUCUGUAGAUGUCAUACUGUUUUUACUAACUAUUGCACUACUUAUUUUGUUGUUUUUUGCUGGGUUAGUAUGGUUUUGCUUUAGAUUGUGUUUGAAAAGAAAAGUGAAAUCUGACUAACCAGUAAAGAUAAUUUCAGUCAGUGUGGCAUGCGAUCAGUUGAAUAUUGUACGGAGGUUUUAUUUUUGAAUUGUGCUUUUAGUUUUCUAGCAUAAUGUGUCAAAUUAAAUGUAAUGACCAGUUUUGACUGCCAACUAAAACAAAGAGAAAAAGUUUGAUUACUUUUGUCUAAAGUGGAGUCAUUGUAAUGGAUCUGUAUGUGAGCAUCACUUUGUGUUUAUCCAAAAUGCAAAUAACCGUACAACUAGUAGACUAACUCGAUGACAAGAUACAAAUGUCAACUCUCUUACUCUUUUUUUAUUGUAUACUACAUUGUGCUAAAAUCAUACUGUCAAAAUAAAAAAGACUCACAUUGUCAAUAAACAAAAAGUGGACUGGA